AUGUUAAAAACUUCCCUGGAUAAAAAGCAUUUAAUUAAAAUUGAUCUUCCAUGCGAUAUUUCAUUCGUCCAUGCAAAAAUUAAGAUGCAACUUAAAACACAAGUUAAAGUAUUAAAAUCUACGUCUGAACAGUUAUUUUCAGAACCUGUAACGAGUCUUUCAGGAAGUAUUCUUGAAGAACUUCCCAAACAAAAAUCAAUAAAAAAAACCAUCCAAAAUCAACGAAAUCAGAGUUUUCCAAAAGUAGCUGAUAAUCUAAAAGAUUUGAAAAUAGAAGGUAUGUUAUUCACUUUUAAUCAAAUUAAAAAUAAAGAAAAACAUGAUGAAUUUUUAAGCAAACCCAAUUUUUGA
Messenger RNA from Macrosiphum euphorbiae (potato aphid), 351 nucleotides. The record is from the annotation of a GenBank genome assembly. Lineage: Eukaryota; Metazoa; Arthropoda; Insecta; Hemiptera; Aphididae.